AUGGCGUCACUGUAUCAGAGAUUCACCGGCAAGAUCAACACAAACAAAUCCUUCCCUAACCCUCCAGAGGCGAGCCAUCUCCUCGGGCAAGGUGUGGAGGGGGAGAGGGCGGCGGAGAACCAGCGAGCCCGGCCUCAGCAUCAGUACCGUCGGCACUGCGAGGACGAGGAUGAGCUGGUGGGCAGUAACCCUCCGCAGAGGAACUGGAAGGGAAUAGCGAUCGCCCUUCUUGUCAUUCUGGUCAUUUGCUCGCUGAUCGUCACCUCCGUCAUCCUGUUGACACCAGGCGAAGAUGACCGCCUGGCUCUCAAGGGGAAGGUGACCGUUGGAGACCUCUUCAGAAAAGACUUCAAGGUUCAUGACCCCAACGCCAAAUGGAUAAGCAGUAAUGAGCUGUUGUACCGUAACCGUGAUGGCGAUGUUGUCAAGUUCAACGUUGAUACCGAUGAAAAGACCAUCUUGGUUCAUAACAAGAAGUUUGAAAUGUACAAAGCCAGCAAGUAUGAGGUGUCUCCUGACAUGAAGCAUGUGCUGCUGGCCUACAACGUUGCACCGGUGUACCAGCAUUCCUACACAGCCUUCUACAUCAUCUGCAGUUUGGAGACUCCGGAGACGUGGAACUUGAACCCUCCAGAGGUGCGAAAUGCUCAGCUGCAGUACGCCGGCUGGGGACCCCAGGGUCAGCAGCUGAUCUUCAUUUUUGAGAACAACAUCUACUAUCGCUCGACGGUGGAGAGCCGCUCCAUUAGGCUGGUGUCCACAGGCAAGGAGGGCGUCAUCUUCAAUGGGCUCAGCGAUUGGCUCUAUGAAGAGGAGAUUUUCCAGUCCCAUGUUGCCCAUUGGUGGUCUCCAGAUGGUGCAAGGUUGGCCUACGCCACAAUCAAUGACACCCUGGUGCCCCGGAUGGAACUGCCCAUGUUCACAGGCACACCUUACCCAAUGGGGAAAGAGUACCACUAUCCUAAGGCUGGUGAGGAAAACCCAGUUAUCACUCUGUAUGUUGUGAACCUGAACGGCCCUCUUCACACCAUCGAGAUGAGAAGACCUGAUGAUCCCAGGAUAGGUGAAUACUAUGUGACCAUGGUGAAAUGGGCCACCACCACUAAACUUGCCAUCAACUGGCUGAACAGAGCCCAGAACAUCUCUAUACUCACACUGUGUGAGGCCACAACAGGAGUCUGCACUAAGAAACAUGAGGAUGAAAGUGAAGGAUGGCUGCACAGACAGAAUGAGAGGCCUCUGUUUUCCAAAGACGGACUUAAGCUGUUCUUCACUCGAGCCAUUCCUCAAGGAGGCAGGGGCAAGUUCUUCCACAUCUCCAUGUCCAUCUCCCAGCCCAACACCAGUACAGACACCCUGCAGUCCAUCACCUCUGGAGACUGGGAUGUGACCCAAGUCCUGGCCUACAAUGAGGACAGUCAGCUGAUAUACUUCUUGAGCACAGAGGAUGGUCCAAAACGAAGGCAUCUGUACAGUGCGGACACGUUUGGUUCAUUCAACCGUCGCUGCCUGUCCUGCGCCUUGUCCGACAGCUGUGGCUACAUCAGCGGCUCCUUCAGCCACAACAUGAGCUAUUUUCUGCUCAGAUGUCAAGGCCCUGACAUCCCAUUUGUAGCCGUGUACAAGACACAGAGAGACGCCGAAAGCGAGACGCAAGAUAGAGAAAGUAUUGCUGAAGUAUAUAAACUGGAGAGCAAUGAGAACCUGAGGCUGACCCUGGACUCCAUGCAGAUGCCCACAGUGGAUUACAAGGAGAUCAACAUGGAUGAUUACACUUUGUCGAUGCAGAUCCUCAAACCCGCAGGCUUCGUGGACACUUCACACUAUCCGCUCCUCCUGCUUGUCGAUGGGACACCUGGUGGUCAGAUGGUGUCAGAACGGUUUCACAUGGACUGGGCCACAGUCCUGGUGAGCAGCUUCGGUGCCGUCGUGGUGCGCUGUGAUGGACGGGGCAGCGGCUUCCAGGGCACCAACCUGCUUCACCGGAUCCAGAAGAAAGUGGGUGUGUUCGAGGAGCAGGAUCAGAAGGAUGCACUCAAUUUUAUUUUGAAAGAGCCCUACAUUGACAAAACCAGGGUUGGAGCUUUUGGACAGGUGUAUGGCGGCUAUGUGACCAGCUUGUUGGUCAGCGGCGAGGAGUCUCCUGUAAAAUGUGGAGCUGUCCUGUCACCCAUCACCGACUUUGAAUUAUACGCCUCUGCAUUUUCAGAGAGAUAUCUUGGACUGCCUAAACCUGAUCCAAGGGCAUACACAAUGGCAAAUUUAGCGCACAGAGCAUCUCAGUUUAUGGACAAGAAGUUUCUUAUUAUCCAUCCAACAGCUGAUGAAAAAGUUCAUUUCCAACAUACAGCAAAAUUCAUCGCGCAGCUCAUCAAUGAAAAGGCCAACUACACCUUACAGAUCUACCCAGAUGAAGGCCACUUCAUUCACAGCGAAGCCACACGGCAGCACCUCAGUCAGUCCCUGGUGAAUUUCUUUGAGGAAUGCUUCAGGCUACCAGAGAGAGUGUUUGAGGAGGCUCUGGAAGAAGAGAGCGAAGACGAGGGUUAGCUUGGCCUUGUAGGGCUCCUCCUGUGCCCCCCAAAUCCUCCCCCACACAUGUAGUCAUCUACCACAACACUGGUGUCCAAUAGUCCACAAUAUGCAACUCUCAUCUGCUCUUUCCAUUUGUUUUGGUUUGCGUUUGGACCACCCACCCCACCCGUGUCCGCAUGCUGAACCUGAAACUGCCCUUCCAGCAGACGACGGAUCAACUCCUAACAUCCAUCCUUCCAUCUUCAUCUCCUGCCCUAAGUUCAAAUCCAAAAGGGAGAGAGCCAGAGAGCCAACAAAGACUGAUGACCUGACAUGAUGUUUUGGAAUAUACUGAUUGAUCUAACAGGAAGCAGUCUCCUUCACAGCAGGAUGGACCAGCUCCUCAGAAGCAGUGGAGAGAAAGCAUCAGCUCUCACACAGACUUUUCGAUCUGCAAGGAGAAGGAACACCUUAUAGCACAUAACUCGUGGGCUUGUAUAUCGAUGAAAAAUCAGACACCUGAUGAAAAACACUGGUCGGCAGUGUUUCUAAGGGGUGUCUGGAAUUGUGUGGAUACAGGAAAUGUUACUAUUUUUAAAGUUGUGAAGAACUUUCCAUGUUGGACUGUGGUUGUGUCUGUUGUUCUUACAGUAUGUAAAAUAGCACACAAAUGUUCACUCAGCUAUUACUGAUAUAUUUUCUUUUGGUAUCAUGUUUGCCCUCAUGUUGGUUUCAAAACGUAGCCUCAUCUUAUGUAUUUUAGCGAUGCUGACAGAAUUCUCCAACUGGUAAAAUGUUUGGAAGUUUAAAAAAAAAAAAAAAAAACGCCAUGGGUUUUUAUUAAUGUUCAUUUUAGAC
Messenger RNA from Seriola dumerili (greater amberjack), 3372 nucleotides. Its product is annotated as dipeptidyl aminopeptidase-like protein 6. Bases 1 to 2550 code for a protein of 849 amino acids. Gene Ontology annotation, biological process: proteolysis. The transcript is spliced from 26 exons. Lineage: Eukaryota; Metazoa; Chordata; Actinopteri; Carangiformes; Carangidae. The record is from RefSeq and is a predicted model, not a curated record. Gene Ontology annotation, molecular function: serine-type peptidase activity; dipeptidyl-peptidase activity.